AUGCCUCUCGUCAACACCACAGAAAUCAACGAGGACACUCGUGUCCUGGGUUAUGACCCUUUGCUCUCUCCUCAGUUCCUUCAGACCGAGAUCCCCGCGCCCCCCCAUGCCAUUGAGGCCGUGCGAUCCGGCCGUGCCCAGGCCGUUGAAAUCAUCGAGGAGCGCGAUGACCGUCUCUUGGUGGUUGUCGGUCCUUGCUCCAUCCACGACCCUGCCACAGCCCUCGAGUACGCUGCACGUUUGAAGGAACUCUCGGAGAAGCUCUCCGGUGAUCUCUGCAUCAUCAUGCGGGCCUACCUGGAGAAGCCCCGUACCACCGUCGGCUGGAAGGGAUUGAUCAACGACCCUGACCUGGACGAAUCCUACAACAUCAACAAGGGUCUGCGUAUCUCUCGUAAGCUUUACGCCGACUUGACCGGCUUGGGCAUGCCCAUUGCCAGCGAGAUGCUCGACACAAUCUCCCCCCAGUACUUGGCCGAUCUCAUCUCCCUCGGUGCCAUUGGUGCCCGUACCACUGAGUCGCAAUUGCACCGUGAACUUGCCUCCGGUCUGAGUUUCCCCAUCGGAUACAAGAACGGCACUGAUGGUAACUUGACCGUUGCCAUUGAUGCCAUUGGCUCUGCUGCUCACCCUCACCGUUUCUUGGGUGUCACCAAGCAGGGUCUGGCCUCCAUCACCAAGACCUCUGGUAACGAGCACGGUUUUGUCAUCCUCCGUGGAGGUGCCAAGGGAACCAACUACGACCGCGACAACAUCAAGGCUGCCCGUGAGGCUCUCAGAGCUAAGAAGCAGCGUGAGAUCCUCAUGGUCGACUGCUCCCACGGUAACUCCAACAAGAACCACCGUAACCAGCCCCUCGUAGCCGCAGAGCUGGCUGAUCAGCUCCGUGAGGGUGAGACCGCCGUUGUCGGUGUCAUGAUCGAGUCCAACAUCAACGAGGGCAACCAGAAGGUUCCGGCCGAGGGUGCCUCCGGCCUGAAGAAGGGUGUCAGUAUCACCGAUGCCUGUAUUAGCUGGGAAUCCACUGUCGAGGUUCUCGAGAACCUUGCCGAUGGUGUUCGCGCCAGACGUGCCGUUAUUGCCUCCAAGGCCAACGGUACCCACUAA
Molecule: messenger RNA, 1107 nt
Organism: Aspergillus wentii DTO 134E9
Lineage: Eukaryota; Fungi; Ascomycota; Eurotiomycetes; Eurotiales; Aspergillaceae
Product: 3-deoxy-7-phosphoheptulonate synthase
Exons: 3
Coding region: 1-1107 (368 amino acids)
Biological process (GO): aromatic amino acid biosynthetic process
Cellular component (GO): cytoplasm
Molecular function (GO): 3-deoxy-7-phosphoheptulonate synthase activity
Source: RefSeq, a predicted model, not a curated record